AUGGGAACUUGUUAAUAAUGUAAAUAGUAGAAAACUCCUGAAAUUAUAGAUAUUGUUCCAUCAAUACCAAGAGAAUCAAAAAGUGAUAACAUCAGAAAGAUUAUGCAAUUAAUGAAUGAAUUUGAUAGUUACUAAAUCAUCAAAACUACUUAAUAUUCAUUUGUAUAUGAUGAUGCUGUCAGAUUGGGUCGAUAGGAUAACACUAAAACAAUCAUUACUCAAGGAACUGUCAAACCAAUUAAUAUAGCUAAGUUACGAACAGUAAAUGAGGAACUCAAGUAACUAAAGAAUUAAUCUAACGAAUAAGAUAAAUGUAUAAUUGACAAGAAAAUGGUCUUCUAAUGUGGUCUUGAAUUAGGUGAUACUUUACCUUAAAUAAAAUUUCAAAUGUUAUUCAAUGAAUAAGAUCAGAUUUUGAAUUUACAAGAUGGUAAAUACACUCUAAUAAAAUCAUGGAGUCAAGGAGAACAAAUGGUUAAUUUUGAACAUGCAAUAGAUUUGAUUGAUUCAUUAAAAUAGUUUGAUCUGCAAUUAAUAGGGUUGACAAGAGGUAAUAUAGAAUAGAAAUCUGUUUAUGAAGAAUUGGUAAGAUCAAAUCACAGAUGGGAAUAAUUUCAACAUAUUUAUAUAUGUACAGAAGGAUAUGAAAAUCUUGAUAAUCAUAUAUUAGAUAUCUACUUCUAAGAAAAUACAAAUGAAGUAGAGGAAGGUUAUUUGGUUAGUGGUUUAUUGUUUUAUGGUAAAAAAUUAAUAUGGAAAAGAUAUAAUCAUGAAUGGGAUAUAUUUUCAGAUUCAGAAGAAGUAUCUCAGGAAGUAACAACCUUAAUUAAUCAAGGUGUAAAAGAAUACUCUGGAAAACAACAAACUAAUCUUGUUAAUAGUAUUACUAAAGAAUAGUAUUGUUAAAUUAAGAAAUUUGUAUUAGAUUAACAAACUCAAUAACCUUUCACAAGAAAUAUUAAUGUAUGUGUUACUAAAAAAACCUUUUUUGGUAGGAAUUUCAAAAAAAUUGUAUAUGAAAAACCAAUUAUAGAAGUGAAUUGUUCACCUAAAUCAUAAUAACUUACUGAAUCUUUCAUUAAACCUCUUGGAUAUUAAUCUACUCUAUGGAAUGGUUAAUUGUUAAAGAAAGUAUUAAUGUAAAAAAUAUCAGAAAAUAAUCUUAAUAUUGAAGCAGCAUUAGAAAAACAAAUUAAAAUUUAAAUUAAUUAUGAAAAAAAUCUAAUUUAAAUAUCUACUUGGGAACAAUCUACUCUUAUUCCUUAUUAUAAAUCUACUCAAUACAUUUCCUAAGUCAAAUAAUGGAUUCAUGCAAGAGAUAAAGUUUUAAGUGAAUGUGAUAAUUCUGAUGAUCCUGUUACUUCUAGAAUUAAUAAAAUGAUUAAAGACUUUUUUACUCAUAUACCCACAGUAGAAAAAAUACAAAAUCAAUAGUAUGGAAAAAUACCUUAUGCUGAAAAAAGAAAACCUCCUUAUGAGGAAAUGUCUAUCUCUAAAAGUUUGGGAAAUGAAGAAAUCACUAGAAAAAAAGAUAAAAUUCUAUUAAUUUUAUUAAUUGAUUAUGAAAAUGAUGACACUCUGGAUUUAUUAAAAAGUCUGAUUAAAUACAAAAAAGAAAAUUAAUCUCCUUUGUAAAUUGCUGUUUUAGGACAUAUAAGAGCAGAAUCUUGGACAAAAUUAUUCUAAGCUUAUAUGGAAAAACAUAAAUUAAAUAAUGAUGCAGAAGAAGGAAUUAUUGAAACAUGGUUUCCAGUUGAAGAUAAAAUAGGUUCAAUUACUUUUAGUGCUAUAUUAAGUAAAAUGUAUAAUCUUGUACUUGAAAAAAGAGAUUGUAUGCUUGUUGAUUUAAACAAUUAAAUUAGAGUAUUAGAAUCAAGUAGAAGAGUUAUUCCUAAAAUUCAUAAUUAUUUAAAUGAUUUACAAAAUUAAUUCUAAAAUCCAGAAAAAGAUAUUAUGUAAUAUUUUAUUAUUAUUUCUAGAAAUUAUAAAAAUUAAUAUUUUUAGUUUAAAAAAUGUAUUCGAUUAGAACAUAAUCUUAAAGAUAUUACUACUAAAAUUAAAUAGUAAUGUAAAGAAGAUGAUACUCUAAUAUUGUAUGAAUAAAAGAAGUCUAAAAUUUGGGAUUUUGAGAAUGGCAAAAUUAGUGAAACUAGAAAAUACUCUUAACCCACUAAAAUUUUGAGGUUAAUUCCUAAAUCAACAGAAAUAGACACUUUAAAUUCAAUUAUAAAUAAGUACAUUGAUAGCUAAGAUAUUUUAUAAAUGAAAUGA
Molecule: messenger RNA, 2271 nt
Organism: Paramecium pentaurelia
Lineage: Eukaryota; Ciliophora; Oligohymenophorea; Peniculida; Parameciidae
Source: the annotation of a GenBank genome assembly